AUGUCUCCUCCAGCCUUGGUCAUCGUCGGUAGCGUCGUCGUCGCUGUAGGCGUGACAAUAGCGCUUCAUCAGUUUGUCUAUGAACCGCAUAUUGCGCCAAAACUGGAGGUGCUCGUUGCGGAUUGGACUCAAAGACGUCGAAUGAGACGACGUCAUCUUGCAGCACUAAGCCAGGACGACGACGACGAUGCACCUCUGCAGGGUCACGACCGCUCGGAUCCCACGCCGGUCGAGCUCGACACUCUUACAACGUCUGUUAGAGCCUCUGGUGUUGAAAAUACGAACUCUGAGCAUUUGGUCCAACGCCGACGGUCGCCAGGUGGUUCACACGAGUUGCUCAUGCUGGAAAGGCCAAAUGUAACGAUACCAUUCAAUCCACUUGUACCGCAUAGGCGACCAACUGUUGACCAGCACCCUGCAGAAUCGCGGUCUUCCACCCCUUCCACUUUCUCCUCGUCCGCACUUGAUACACGCUCCCCGUCAGCCGUACACGAAUCACUCACAGCAGUAGAGGGAGACCAUAGUCAUCCUUCAUCCCCUAGCGCGCUUGCAGAUUCUCUGCUAGCAGACGACAUUGCCUACUCAAUCUUGUCACCCGUACACUCCGUUACUCACAUUUCGCCACGUCCGCCGCUCGAGGCAAUUCCUUCCACGUCCUCUGAAGAGGAUGAGAGCAACGGUGGCGUACUGUUCAACGAAACACCGCUCCGUCGUCGUGAUACAGUCACCUACCCGACUCUGCACAUUCGUCCCCCGUCAGAUGCUGGUUCAAACCCUGAUUCACCGGAUCAAUCAAUCUACCAGAGCGCCUUGGCAGAAUCGCCUUAUACACCUCACUCCUUUGUUAGUGCCCGAAGCGAGCUGCCUGGUCCCGCAAAUAAUACCACAGUAGUCGAGGGAGGGCCUCAUUCGGGGCAAAGUACACCAAGAUCAACUCGGUCUUGGUCGGAUAUUGCCUCUGUUACGAGUGAGGACCCCCAAUUUGCCUUAGGAAGCGACGCCGAGAGCUGGGCUCACGUGAGCGACCGUGGGUGA
This is a messenger RNA of Serendipita indica DSM 11827, 1035 nucleotides long. Lineage: Eukaryota; Fungi; Basidiomycota; Agaricomycetes; Sebacinales; Serendipitaceae. The record is from the annotation of a GenBank genome assembly.